GCCUCCGGGCUCGGUUUGAAAUUCCGCGGCGGCCUAACGGCUCGCGGAGCCGCGACCCGGAGCAAGGCCGCCGGUUCUUGCGGGAGGUUGCUGCGCUCGGCCCUGCGUGGAGGUCUGGGGCCUCGACGCCCGGCUGCUUGGAGCGUCCGCCAUGAGGAGAAGUGAGGUGCUGGCGGAGGAGUCAAUAGUAUGUCUCCAGAAAGCUCUGAAUCACCUUCGGGAAAUAUGGGAAUUAAUUGGGAUUCCAGAGGACCAGCGGUUACAAAGAACGGAGGUUGUAAAGAAGCAUAUCAAGGACCUCCUGGAUAUGAUGAUUGCUGAAGAGGAGAGCCUGAAGGAAAGGCUCAUCAAAAGCAUAUCCAUCUGUCAAAAAGAGCUGAAUACCCUGUGCAGCGAGUUACAUGUCGAGCCAUUUCAGGAGGAAGGAGAGACCACCAUCUUGCAACUAGAAAAGGAUUUGCGCACUCAGGUAGAACUGAUGCGAAAACAGAAAAAGGAGAGAAAACAGGAACUGAAACUACUUCAGGAACAAGAUCAAGAACUGUGUGAAAUUCUUUGCCUGCCCCACUAUGACGUGGACAGCUCGUCCGUUCCCAGCCUAGAGGAGCUGAGCCAGUUCAGACAGCACGUGGCCACUUUGAGGGAGACAAAGGCCUCUAGACGUGACGAGUUCGUCAACAUAAAGAGACAGAUCAUACUGUGUAUGGAAGAAUUAGAUCACACCCCAGACACAAGCUUUGAAAGAGAUGUGGUGUGUGAAGAUGAAGAUGCCUUUUGUUUGUCUCUGGAGAAUAUCGCAACACUACAAAAGUUGCUACGGCAGCUGGAAAUGCGAAAGUCACAAAAUGAAGCAGUGUGUGAGGGUCUGCGGGCUCAAAUCCGAGAGCUCUGGGACAGGUUACAAAUACCUGCAGAAGAGAGAGAAGCUGUGGCCACGGUUAUGAGUGGGUCAAAGGCCAAGGUCAGGAAAGCGCUGCAAUUGGAAGUGGAUCGGUUGGAGGAACUGAAGAAGCAGAACAUGAAGAAAGUGAUUGAGGCGAUUCGAGUGGAGCUGGCUCAGUACUGGGACCAGUGUUUCUACAGCCAGGAGCAGAGACAGGCUUUUGCCCCUUACUAUGCUGAGGACUACACAGAAAAUCUGCUUCAGCUCCAUGAUGCCGAGAUGGUGCGGUUAAGAAACUACUAUGAGGUUCACAAAGAACUCUUUGAAGGUGUCCAGAAGUGGGAAGAAAGCUGGAGGCUUUUUUUGGAUUUUGAGAGAAAAGCUUCAGAUCCAAGUCGAUUUACAAACCGCGGAGGAAAUCUUCUAAAAGAAGAAAAGCAACGAGCCAAACUUCAAAAAAUACUCCCUAAGCUGGAAGAGGAGCUGAAGGCACGGAUUGAAAUGUGGGAACAGGAGCAUUCGCAGGCAUUUGUGGUGAAUGGGCAGAAAUUCAUGGAGUAUGUGACAGAACAAUGGGAGAUGCAUCGAAUGGAGAAGGAGCGAGCCAAGCAAGAGAGACAACUAAAGAACAAGAAGCAGACAGAGACAGAGAUGCUCUAUGGCAGUGCUCCCCGAACCCCCAGCAAGCGGCGAGGACUGGUACCCAACACACCGGGCAAAGUGCGCAAGCUGAACACUACCACCAUGUCCAACGCUACGGCCAACAGCAGCAUUCGGCCUGUCUUUGGGGGGACAAUCUACCGCUCCCCUGUGUCUCGACUUCCACCUUCUGGCAGCAAGCCGGUCGUCACUUCCACUUGUUCGGGGAAAAAAACGCCCCGUGCUGGCAGGCAUGGAACCAACAAGGAGAACCUGGAGCUCAACGGCAGCAUCCUGAGUGGUGGGUACCCUGCCUCGGCCCCCCUCCAGCGCAACUUCAGCAUUAAUUCUGUUGCCAGCACCUAUUCUGAGUUUGCGAAGGAUCCGUCCCUCUCUGACAGCUCCACUGUCGGGCUUCAGCGAGAACUUUCAAAGGCUUCCAAAUCUGAUGCUACUUCUCGAAUCCUCAAUUCGACCAACAUCCAGUCCUGAGAGGCCCUGAGCGGUCAGCCAGCUGUGGCUUCCUGUGCCUAGACUAGAUCUAAUUAUCUAUGUGGCUUUCAUUUUUCUUGAGUUUAGGUGUGCUUGAGAAUCUGGACAGGUUCCACUACCACGGGCCUAACUUACAGAAGUGAAUGAGUGUCACAGAGCAAAGUCCAUCAUAGGCUUAGUGGGUCUUCAAAGACUUGAUUUUGUUUUGACCCAAGAAAUACAUUAAAACUUAGUUCAUAGCAGUAAGUGCAAAUUUUAGCAAAUGGAACCUAAUUUUUCUCUACCCCGUAAUUCUGCUUGCUGAAACACGAGCAAGGGCGUGUCGUCUUUCACCACGGUGUGGGAAAAGGAGUGUGCCGGUCCUUGGGGUAGGGACCUGAAGCAAUAGUGGCUCGUAGGCUGUCACUAGUAAUUAACAUCUUUUUUGUUGAGGGACGCUGAGUUAACGCUCUGGCUACAGUAGCUUUGCUCUCACCUAAAGAUCUGUCUCCGCCACACAGGACAGCCUUCCUCCUGCUGAGGAUGUGUGUGUGUCAGAAGUGGAGAUGGCCUGACCUACUGCCAAAGAGGUGACAGGGAGGCUGGGAACUCCUUUGUUAAACUGUGUACAGUUCUGUUAUUGUGCAAUGCCCUUUGUGGGGACGAGUGUGUGAACACGUGCCUGUCUGAACUCUGUUUCUGCAGUUUUCCUCUGGGUUGAGUCCCGCCAUCCCUCUGCCCGCUCGGUCCGAGUUCAUCUACCCCGGCAGUUGCCGAGUUGGGAGGCUCUUUGGAUGGGUUGGGCCAUUUCUGUUGUGGAGAUCUGGAACUUUGCACAAAUCAGUAUUGGGGAGUUGUUUCUGCUCCAGCGUCCACGUCUUUACCUACCCUACUGAUCACUACUGCUCUCCCCAAAGCACUAUUUAUUCUUACCUUGUCUGCCUCUGUCAGCACGUUCAAUGGUUCUCAAAACUCACCAGCAUGGAUUUGGUCUGUGUCCGCCAUGCUGCUUAGACGUAUACAUGUCCUGUUUUUAAAAUAUAAAUAUAUUCUUAAAAAUAAAUUAAAAUGUGUAUACUUAC
Herpailurus yagouaroundi (jaguarundi) is the source of this 3075-nucleotide messenger RNA. It is a transcript of the gene PRC1, whose product is annotated as protein regulator of cytokinesis 1. The record is from RefSeq and is a predicted model, not a curated record. Gene Ontology annotation, cellular component: cytoplasm; mitotic spindle midzone; spindle. Lineage: Eukaryota; Metazoa; Chordata; Mammalia; Carnivora; Felidae. The coding region runs from base 152 to 2014 and encodes 620 amino acids. Gene Ontology annotation, molecular function: microtubule binding. The transcript is spliced from 15 exons. Gene Ontology annotation, biological process: mitotic spindle midzone assembly; microtubule cytoskeleton organization.